GCGGGACUACACUACCCAGAGUGCACCGCAGCUCACUCACUGUAAACACGACAGGACGAAGUGACCAAUGAUCUUGUUCGUGCGGUACAACCUGGGCCCAGGAGAGGUGGUGGAGCUGCAGGAGGAGGCGAGUGUGUCGGAGCUGAAGGAGGCAGUGGGAUGUCAACAUGGAGUCCGGCCACAGGAGCUCAAGGUUCUGUUUGCUGGGAGGGAACUACAGAGCACCGCCACACUGCAGGGUUGUGAUGUCCCGGAGCAGAGUACAAUCCAUGUCGUCCUCUCUUCUUCGGACUCCUCGUCCUCCAGGUUUCUCCUCUCAGAGGAGUGUCAAGUUGAGGAGGAGGGGCAGAGACCAGACAUCAGCUCCUCCUCUCUCCCCCACUCCUCGUCCCCUGACCUGGAGGGGAAGGGGGGGGGGGAAGAGGAGGAGAUAGAGGAGAUGCAGGCUGCAGCUCAGAGAGGUGUGCGUGCCUGCAGUACUUUCUUUGUGUACUGUAAAAGCUGCAGUUCAGUCCAACCAGGAAAACUACGAGUUCGCUGUCGACGCUGCAAAGAGACUACGCUGAAACUGAGCAGAGGUCCGUCUUGUUGGGACGACAUCCUCCUCCCAGGUCGAAUCCAUGGCUUAUGUCAAUCAGAUGGUUGUCAAAGCAACGAAGCGGAGUUCUUCAUGAAGUGUGCGUCCCAUCCGACCUCUGAUGAUGACCUCUCUGUUGCCCUUGACCUCAUCAUGACCAACACCAGAGACGUGCCCUGCAUCGCCUGCACCGACGUCAUGGAAGUGGUCGUGGUCUUCCCGUGUUCACAGCGUCAUGUGGUCUGUCUGGACUGUUUCACACGUUACUGUGAGACUCGACUGAACGAGCGCCAGUUUGUUCAUGAUGCUGUGAUUGGUUACUCUCUGCCAUGUGCAGCUUCCUGUGACGACUCUCUGAUUAAAGAGCUUCAUCACUUCAGAGUUUUAGGAGACGAGCAGUAUGGGCGGUACCUGCAGUACGGCGCCGAGGAGUGCCUGCUGAGGAUUGGAGGACUGAUGUGUCCGUCACCGGGCUGUGGGGCAGGGCUUCUCCCAGCUGAUGGCAGCAGGAGGGUGGAGUGUGACAGACAGGUUGGCUGCGGCCUCAUCUUCUGUAGAGACUGCAGGGAGCCAUACCACGAAGGCGUCUGUCAAACCCUGACGGCCCCGCCCACUGUUGAAGCCUCACAGGGUUUCGUGGUGGGGGAGGAUGCGUCUCUGAGAGGGAUGUGGGAUCGAUCGUCUAUGCUGCUCAUCCAGGAGUCGACUAAACCCUGCCCCCAGUGUUCAGUCCCUGUAGAGAAAAACGGCGGCUGCAUGCACAUGCAGUGUCCUCUGUGCAGAGCUGAGUGGUGCUGGAGCUGUGGACGCCCCUGGUCCCCACAGUGUAUGGAAAACCACUGGUUCACGUAAACACACACUUGUUGCAGAGAGACACUUCAGCAGGAAGCAGAGCAGAACCAGCUCAUUAAACAGACAAAAAGCCUGUAUAGAAAUGUUAAACAUAAUUAUUUAAUAAUAUUUUACUGUACAAUGCUCCUGGUCGACCGUCAGCACCUGUGAUUAUUAAUAUAAGUUGUUUUCAAACUGUAUUUGGUUCAUUUCUAUAUAAAUCGAUUACUUCCUGGGUCGGGGCGUCGGAUAAGUGGGCCCUGAUACUUUUGUUAACCACGUGACCUGAGGCUGCUUUUAAUUGGUUGUUGCAGAUUUCCAACAGGACGCAGCUCUCUGCGCCCCGGACACUCCCACUUUUAUUUACAGCCAAUAGGUAUUGAUUUACGUUUUUUAAUCUAAUGAGAUUGGCCGACCCUCGACGCCGUCUCAGGUACGUCCGAUGUCACUGAGUUACUCCUGUGAGCUGACUGGUGAAGAAAUGAAACUUCAGGUGGAACUGUGGUAAAUCUGGUGAUUUCUUUACAAAAACACCACAACAUUUUCAAAAUGUCGGCACGGAGGUACAGUGGACAACGACGUGGGUGCGAGACCUGAAACAUCUCUGUGAAAAAUACUAAUGGCAUUAAAAAGUUGCCACAGUCACUAAGACACAAUGUGGCUACAUUUUCGUUGCAGGCCACAGGACAUGUUUUAUGUUGUGUUGUUUUUGUUGAGUCUGGCUUCAGUUUGUUGUUUGUGUUUGUUUAUUUUGACUAGUUUGGACGUGUAUUUACAUGUUUAUUUGAAUUAUAUUGAGUAUAAGCAGUAAG
Molecule: messenger RNA, 2220 nt
Organism: Hippoglossus stenolepis (Pacific halibut)
Lineage: Eukaryota; Metazoa; Chordata; Actinopteri; Pleuronectiformes; Pleuronectidae
Gene: prkn
Product: parkin RBR E3 ubiquitin protein ligase
Exons: 11
Coding region: 68-1429 (453 amino acids)
Biological process (GO): protein polyubiquitination; regulation of mitochondrion organization; regulation of apoptotic process
Cellular component (GO): mitochondrion; ubiquitin ligase complex; Golgi apparatus
Molecular function (GO): ubiquitin conjugating enzyme binding; zinc ion binding; ubiquitin protein ligase activity
Source: RefSeq, a predicted model, not a curated record